AUGCCUUUGGUGGAAGACUUCCCACGUAAUUACAGGUUCAUAAAAAACCUAGGGAAAGGCGGGGAAGGCCAGGUGCAGGAGUUCGCCCAAAAGCGCACUGGCACGCUGGUUGCCGUGAAGGUUAUCAAGCGGAGACGAGGCGGUCGGCCGCGCGAAGUUGGAUUCCUGAGUAAGCUCCCCGAGAACGACUAUAUCAUCAGAUAUCUGGGAUAUUUCGACGGAUGGCCAGAUUGGGACUACUACACGAUCGUCCUUGAGCAUUGCCCGGGUGGCGACCUAUACCAGUUUUAUAAGAAGUGCACAGCGUCAAACGAUCAGGCUGUCUUCUCUGAGGCGUUCAUGUGGACCGUUUUCAGUCAGGUGGCAAAGGCACUUGCGUUCAUCCACGAAGGUGUAGGGUGUAGGAACCCGCGCGACGCAGAAAAAUGGCGAUCACUAAUACACUGCGAUAUCAGACUGGAAAACAUCCUGAUCAAAAGUCUGGGGACAAAUAGCACUUACUCGUCGAUAGUCAUCAAGUUAGCGGACUUCGGUCUCGCAGGGUACUAUGAUCCGAGAGCUACAGGUCCUAACCACCUAGGAACGCCUGCAUACUGGGCGCCAGAAUUGGACUGGGAGAGAUUACUGUAUACGCCAGCAAAUGAUGUCUGGGCUAUCGGAGCGGUGAUGCACCAUCUUGCUCACGGCUUCUUACCGAUUGAGGAUCCCUGGACCACCAUAAAAAGGUGGGAGAAAUGGAAUGCAGGGCAGCCGUAUCCAAGUAACUGGCCCAUCAAGAAUGAAGAAUCCUGGUGGUGUGCAUACGCGAAGCGUGAGGUCGUACCCAUCAACCUCGAGCCCGGGAGUCACACGGAGGACUGGCGGAGGAAACGACCAACGCCAAAGUAUUCGAACGCACUGAAUGAUUGCUUAAGCCUGGCGCUGAAAAUACACGCUUAUGAUCGGCCAGAAGCUGGCAAGCUUGCGCGACAUAUCGAGUCGACACGAACGGAUGUCUUGGUCAAAGCUCGAGCAGGUCAAGCUACCAAUGAUAGUGAGAACAUGGAACUAGUGACGGGGCGUGGCAUCUCCACGUUCAGGGGGCAUCCAAAGGGAGAUGGUUUGCGUCAAAGAAUGACGUGA
Molecule: messenger RNA, 1122 nt
Organism: Macroventuria anomochaeta
Lineage: Eukaryota; Fungi; Ascomycota; Dothideomycetes; Pleosporales; Didymellaceae
Product: kinase-like protein
Exons: 1
Coding region: 1-1122 (373 amino acids)
Biological process (GO): protein phosphorylation
Molecular function (GO): protein kinase activity; ATP binding
Source: RefSeq, a predicted model, not a curated record